UACUCAAUGAAGCUCUCUGAAGUCCGUUUCAGUGGUGCGAAAGAAAGCUCUGUAAAAAUGGCGACGCUUCUUCCUUUCCUCGUCUUCACUUUCUUCGCCAUUUCUGCCGCCGAAUCAACCGCUUCGCUGCCUCAAGCUGCUCCUAAAUCCUUGACCAUCGCCUAUAUUCAGCAAGAGGGAGAUUGCAAUUACAGGGUUAAUAUAACAACAAGCUGCUCAUCCCCUUUCUACAAUAGUGCUGAAAUUGGAGUUCUGUUUGGGGACGCUCAUGGAAAUCAGAUCUACGAGCCAAAGCUGGAAGUUGAAAGCAAGAAUGCAUUUGGAAAAUGCAGCAAAGACAUUUUUGAAGUGGUAGGGCCAUGCGUGGACCAAAUAUGUUUUUUCUAUCUUUACAAAAAUGGCUCAGACGACUGGAUACCAGAGACUGUACAAAUCUCAGGCUCUGAUAUCAACACUGUUGAAUACAAAUACAACUCCUCAAUCCCACGUGAAACAUGGUAUGGCUUCGACGACUGCGAUUACUUUCCACCGCCGUCGCCGCCGCCGCCUCCUCCCCCACCGGCCCCCUCCGCGGCCGGCCCUCGUCUGCCGGCCACGUGGAGAUGGCUUGCUUAUGCAAUUCUGUGCUUCUCCGCAGCGCUGUGAUGUCCGCCGUGGUGUGGUGGGUUAGAUAUAUUUUUAUUUUUGAUCCACCGUAUUAGCAGUGGUUUUGAUUGGUCUAUCUAAAAAUAUUAAAUCAAAUCUGAUGUUAGAAUUGGAUUUGAUGGAGUUGUUAUGACACAGUUGAAUAACUGAUCACCAA
Molecule: messenger RNA, 802 nt
Organism: Momordica charantia (bitter melon)
Lineage: Eukaryota; Viridiplantae; Streptophyta; Magnoliopsida; Cucurbitales; Cucurbitaceae
Molecular function (GO): protein binding
Source: RefSeq, a predicted model, not a curated record